AUGGGAUGGGGGGAGAGAGGCGCAUCUGUUCGACACACCCUGAUGGGGCCGUGGCUUGCCGCCGAGCUGCCUGACCGGAUAAACAUGGAGAGGCUGCCGCUAGAAGCAGCCACACACAUUCUGGGUCCUCUCUCCACCCUCGACCGCGCAACCGGAGCCACGUCAAACCAAAACAGGUCGACCGCCACAAGAGGUGAAGCCAGGGCAGCCCGGAGGCCUGCGUGUCAUCCACCAUCAGCCCUUGCCGGCAAGAUGCGCCAGACGAAAUCGGACAGCUUUUCCCAUUGGGAAGCUUCCGCGCAUCAGGGGCUGGCACUCUUGCAGAGCCACGGCAGCGAGCGGAGAGCUCAGGUCGUGAAGCGCACCCCCAUGCGAACCGUCAUGGCCGUCCUGUACCAUGGCGACUCGACAGCCAAGAUCCACGGGCCGCAGCACAAGGCUUUGGCUAACAAAACACUGGCCUUUUACUUGUGCAAGUACUGUAACAGGAUCGCCUCGGUGGUACCCGUAUCGUAUUCUAGUACACAACGGCGGCUUGUUCCAAGUCGAAACGCCAACGCGCCCGCGCCCACGGCUUGUUUGGCCACCAAAGUUCGCAAGCAAGUGGACCAGAUCUGCAUCCUAGCCGUCCCGCUGCCCAGCAGCCUUGGUCACGUGUUGGUUGGCCGUCGAGAAGAGAACGUGGAGUUUGCGGGUGGGAUCUCCACAACCAUCGUGUCUUCGAGGACAGGAAGCACUUACCACCUAUCGUUCAACAACGCCAUGUCUCUUCCACAGAAGCCACAGUCUUCGCUACCGACAAACAUGCAGCUUGAAGUCGGCUGUACGCGCGAGAUCAUCCCUCCAGGUUUCCCGCAACGCAACCAGUCGUCUUUUCCUCCUGCCACAUCCACAUCGUUCCAUCACUAG
Molecule: messenger RNA, 909 nt
Organism: Plenodomus lingam JN3
Lineage: Eukaryota; Fungi; Ascomycota; Dothideomycetes; Pleosporales; Leptosphaeriaceae
Source: RefSeq, a predicted model, not a curated record